This is a messenger RNA of Gymnodraco acuticeps, 16638 nucleotides long. RefSeq names its product HYDIN axonemal central pair apparatus protein (gene hydin). NCBI's taxonomy places the organism in Eukaryota, Metazoa, Chordata, Actinopteri, Perciformes, Bathydraconidae. Gene Ontology annotation, cellular component: axoneme. Gene Ontology annotation, biological process: cilium movement; axonemal central apparatus assembly. The record is from RefSeq and is a predicted model, not a curated record.
CUAGGAAAUGCGAAGAAGCCGUUAUUUUCUGUGAAUGUGCUACUAAACACAGACAACAUGACAGCCAUUCCGUGUUUAAGGAGCAAAGUGCCUCUCAAGCCAAAAAAGUUGUCCGUAGUGGGUAUGAAUCAGUCACUUUUCCAGCCCCAUCCAUCUGAACUGGUCUUCCAGAACUUCACUCCUGGACAAACCUACACACUACCUCUACGUCUCUACAACAAAGACAAGGUUUCACGUAAAGUGAAGCUGGAGCGUCAGGACUCAGACUUUUUCCAUGUGGCCGGACCAGAGGAUGCUGGCAGCCGGGUCGCACCAGGACUCGCCGCUUCUUUCACUGUCUCCUUCACCCCGCAGGAGAACAAGGACUACCACCACAGACUGGUUUGUGUGACGGAGAGGGAGCGGUUUGAGGUACCAAUACUUGCCAUCGGGCCACGUGGCAUUCUUGAUCUUCGCGAUGAGCUCCAUUUACCCAUCUGUACCGUGAAAGCCUCCACAGAGAGGACUCACCUGGUCCGCAACAUAGGAAAUGCUGUGGCCAAGUUCAAUCUAGACACAAAGAGCCCUUUCUCUAUGACGCCCCCCUGUGGGACUCUUGAUGUAGGCGAGAGCAUGCAGGUGACUGUGACCUUUAACCCCAUGACCACAGGAGACCACAGCCAGGACCUGCAUCUGCACUACCACACAGGUGAAGAUGUGUACAUCCGUUUGUACGGGGCUUGUGAGGAACUGGACAUCCAUCUUGAGCGUGAAUCUGUUCUGGUAAAUCAGACUUACAUUUCCCUGGCCAACGUGUGCAAAGUAUCUCUCACCUACAGGAGUGAGAUCCCUCUAAAGUACUGUUGGACGACAUGGCCCAGCCUGCAAGAGGAGGCCUUGAGCUUCUUGAGGGAGAGCUCAUCACUCCAACAGAAGGAGGAAGAGAAGGAGGAGAGAAAACGGUGGCUUGUUCAGUGUGAGUCCGACCCCACAGCGAUCUAUCGCCUCCCACAGCUGUCGAAAGCCCUGCAAGAACGCAGAAGCCAGUUAGUGGAGGACCAACGCCUGGUCCUCUCACACAGCUGCUUAACUCUGGAACCAGCGGAGGGUGAAAUCUGGCCUAAAACGCCAGCGCAGUUCAACAUUAUCUUCAAACCCGAAGAGGCCAAGCUGUACCAACAAACCAUAUAUUGUCAUGUCACAGGUCGUGAAGCUCGGCUGCCUCUCACAAUAAAGGCACAGGGCUUGGGACCUAACCUCCAACUCACUUAUAACCGGAUGGAUAUGAAAAACGUAGACAUUGGUGGCAAAGACUGUUAUGAAGUGGAGAUGUACAACAAAGGGCUGAUUGAUGCCCCUUUCAGGAUGUCAAACCCCGACACCACAUUCGGCCGCUGUUUCUCCUUCAGUCCUGAGGAAGGUGUUGUUUCCUCUGGGGCCUGGCAGAUUGUGCAAGUCACCUUUCAGAGCUGCAUCUUGGGAACUUUCUCUGAGGACUUGCUGCUAACUGUCACAGGACAGCCUCAACCACUUACCGUGACCUUCAGGGGUUGUGUCGUUGCUCCGGCACUCGACUUCAACGUUUCUGAGAUCAAUUUUGGAGACGUAGCAUUUGGUUUCCCUCAAACAUUGGCUUUUACCCUCUACAACACCUCCUUUGUGCCUUUGAACUUUGCCCUGCGUGUCCUGGGGGACGGGACAGGGUCUCCGAGUGUUACUAGUCUCAAACAGGCGUAUGAGGUGUCAAGGAUCAAUUGGGAAUGCGGUGCUGAUAGAGGCCUUCGUGCACAGCCUGUAGAGUUCACCGUCAUGCCUGCUGCAGGCUCUAUGCGUAGCCUGUCUGAUGUCACUAUUAAGGUGACGCUGUGCUCCAACACAGUGAAGACAUACAGGCUGGCGCUGGUAGUGGAUGUGGAGGGUGUCGGGGAGGAGAUCGGGACUCUGCCUAUCUACGCCAGGUGUUGUGUUCCUGAUAUUGUGGUGGAGACUCCAGUGUUGGACUUUGAAAGGUGUUUCCUCGAUCACCCGUAUGAGCAGCGGGUGCGGCUGACUAACAGCAGCCCUCUGCUGGCCUGCUACGGCAUGCUCGACCAGGAAUAUGAGGAAAGUCCGUCAUUGCUUUUUGGCAGUGAUACACCGAGAGGACUGAUUCUUCCUCGUACUUCAGAAGAGCUUCCUGUGGUUCUGCUGGCUAAGGCGGUUGGAAGGCAGCAGCACACUCUACGCAUUGCUGUGUUUGGCAGCAGCCAGCCGUCCCUGGAGGUGGUCUUGUUCUGUGUUGGUCAGGGACCAAAAGUUCAUGUUGAGACCCCGAAGCUGGACUUUGGCCGAAUCCCUGUUCUGACUGACAUAACUCGAGUUCUGCACCUUUCAAACGAGUCACCUAUUCCAGCCCACUUCACUGCUCGCAUGUGGGAUAGAGGGUCCUUUGGGCGAGUUGAGCCCAGUGAGGGGGAAGUGCCACCAGAGAGCCAGCUUGAGCUGAGAGUUGUGGCACACCUGAAGGACACGCAGGACUUCAAGGCCACGCUGGAAAUAUCCAUCCGGGACAGUCAAACACACACUGUCCAUCUCUCGGCCACAGGCACUGGCACCACAAUUGUCAGUGACAAGACUUUUGCACCUGCCCUUGACCUAGGCGCAUACUUCAGCCAUGAGUCAUGCCAGUACCACUUUAAGCUGACCAACCAUGGCAAGCGUGUGCAACGGAUGUAUUGGCGCUCUGAUAACUUCCUGCCCUCUGCAAAAACCCAGAAGGGGGUAAACCCUUCGGACCGGACCGUCCUGCCCCCCAUCUCUGCUCCCAGGAAGAAGGACAUUCUGGGCCAUGGAUCUUCGCUCCCGUCUAGCAGGGAGAAGCCGGUGUUCAGCCUCACACCUCUUCGUGCGGAGCUUUUCCCAGGCCACUCCGUUGACAUGGUGCUGACGGGAUCUUCAGACUCUCCCAAGCUUGUACGUGAGCGCCUGGUAUGCCAUGGCAUUGUGGGUAACCAGGGCACGAAGGAGCUCAUCAUGUCUGUAGAUGUCACCUGUCGCUUUGUGGCUCCUAUGCUCAGCAUCUCCUCCAAACAGCUGAAAUUCUACAUAGAGAAGGUUCCAGGACAGAGUCUUACGCCCCUAUUUGAGAAGCUGAUCUUAGAGAAUGUGUCAUCUCUGCCUGUGUGCAUGGAGCUCUCUCUGGUAGAGCCCUUCUCCCUGUGUGAGGCCUCUGGAGCCCAUAUCAGAGCCACCACCAAGUCCAUGGUUUUAGGUAACGGGAGAAAGGCUGAGUUUUGGGUAUGCUUCGAUCCAUCUUACUGCCGGGAUCGGGUGUCACAAGUCUUGGAUGAGGUCCUUGAGCUACACUACCGGGGACACCCGCAGAGGGACAUUGUGGAACUGCAUGCUGAGGUCCAAUUCUCCAACCUUCGUUUUUCCUCCACCACAGUGGACUUUGGGUGUGUGCUUAACUGCACGGGGAGUCGUAGAGAGAUCUCGAUGACCAACUCCUCCCCGCUGCCCGUGUCCUACCAUUGGGCUUUCCUGGAGGACCAGAAACACUGUGCCAUAAGGGACACAGAGAUGGUGGAGAAAGAGAAGGAGCAGAGAAAUCCAGAAAAUCCGACUGGUGAAGGGAGGAGUUCCUCUAGGACGCGUUCUCGUGCCUCUUCAGUUCCCCUCACCCACAGGCCUGCUGCAGAUGAAGAAAGCUGCAAACAGCGCCCUGUGGGUGUGGAAGAGGUGUUCGAUAUCUUGCCGAUAUACGGUCAUCUGCCACCUGGGGAACAGCAGCAGGUCGUUUUCUCUUUUUACGGCCACGAAAAUGUCAGCAGAGAGGUGGUGGCACGCUGCCAUGUGGAGGAUGGGCCAACGUAUGAAGUGAAACUCAGGGGAGAAGCUUCAGUGAUCAGCUACAGCCUUGACUCUACACAUAUUGAUUUUGGUCUGCAGCUGUUUGAUCACGAAGUGGAGGCGGAGGUGACCCUGAGGAACACUGGCAGGAUGGGCUUCACAUUUAACAUCAUAUACCCCAAAAGGGAGGAUGAGGAGGCAGGACAGAAGAAGGCCCUGGUAGAGGAGCAAACUGAGAACAGACAGGAAGUGACACCAGGGCAACCCAUGGUCACUCCCACUGAGGGUUACGUUGAUGCCGGUGUAGAGCAAUGUCUGCGUAUGCUGUACCUCCCUGGUGUCCCCGAGGUGUUUGAGAAGCGGCUCCAGCUGCAGGUGGCCUUCCUCCCGCCGCAGGACAUCAGGCUGACCGGAGAGGGCGUGUUCCCAAGGAUCACACUGAAUCUUCCAAGAAACCUGUCAGAGGAGUGCUACCAUGAAGUGUUGCAGCAGGCCGGAGCAGCGGUGGAGGUCGACAGAGUCAAAGAGGAGCUUUUGACCGCUGGUGGAGGAGCACCGACCGAGGCCAACUGCACCCCCACAUAUGAAGAGCUGCUUCACAUGGAGAUUGAGAGAGCGCUGGUCAAACAGAAUGCUCUCGCUGUGACCGGAAGCCUGCAGGAGCGCAGAGACUCACAAGGCUCCUCCAGAAAGUGGCACAAACUUAGUCAGUUUCCUCUUCCAGAGUAUGUUUUGGAUUUUGGUUAUGUCAUUCUCGGCCAAGUCCUCAGUCACACUGUGAAUGUGACCAAUACUGGAGCAGUGGCUGUGUCCUUCCAACUCAAUGAAAAACCUCUAGCUGGCUCAGGAUUCAGCACAGAACUGAAAAGAGUGAAAAACCUGCCCUGCGGAGAGACACAGACUUUAGCAGUCAAAUUUGACCCCCAAGGAUCCAACCUGAAGACGGGACACACACAAGUUGUCAUGUCAAUACAGGUCACAAGAGGCCCAGUGGUGCAGGUGCGUCUGUCUGCAAUGGUCACUGUGCCGGCUAUCACUGUUUCCACGGAUACACUGCAGUUUGACACGAUGCAGUGUAACAUGUGUCAGAUGAAGACAAUACAGCUGUCUAAUCAUGAGUCCAUGCCCUGCUGCUGGACCAUAGCUGAGGAGGGGAUGCCUCUCAAAAAGCGUAAAAAGGUCUCUCAGGAGCAUCAACCUCCUCAAGAGGUGUUUAAGGCGAUCCCCAGUUCUGGCCUGCUGUCCCCUGGUGAACGAGUCAACGUCCAGAUAAAGUUCAGCCCUGCUGAUGGGCUUGCCUACAACAGGCAGCUAACGGUCCAUGUGGCUGAGAGCUCCAAGCAGGUGUUCAUCAGAGUUCAGGGGCAAGGUGAGGAGCCACGGCUGGAGUUCUCCCAGUCGGAGCUGGAGCUGGGGCCCUGCCUGUCUCUCAACACUGAGGUUGAAGCAGAGGUUACAGUGAGAAACCCCUGCUCCUUCCCCAUCGAGUUCUACUCCCUGGAGUUCGACACGCAGUACCUCGAGGAAGAAAAGAUCCUGCAUCUGAUGCAGGGUUAUGAUGAGAACAACAUGUUACUGCUGCCUCCCCGAGCCCCUGGAGAAAGUCUGACCUCAGAACUGCUCGACUACUACAAGGAGUACUGCUCCCAGCUGAAAGAUGACGAGCCUAAUGAAGAUGAAAAAGAAGCUGAGAUGGAUGACACACACGAGAAUACAAAUACAUUGAGACAAAACGAUGCCCAAACUGUAACUGUGAAACCAGCUGAGUUACUUGUUUCAGAGAUGACCAAAGAGGGAUGCAGUGGGAGAUUGGGGCAGUUGGAGAUGACCCCCGUCUCCAGAGCAAUCGCCCGCCACAUGUGUGUCGAUCUGUCACCUGAGGGUCUGGCUGCACGCAACCGCAGAGGCAUUGCUAUUGUUGUGUAUGGAGCCCCACUGAUAGGUCGGGGCAGCACAGUGGCUGCUCUGGCCCGUCACUACGGAGGGGCGAGCCUGAGUGUUGAUGCCGUGGUGACAGCGAUGCUCCUGAACGGCACCUCUCCUGUUAGCCUGACCGCAAGACGACUCCACGAUCAAGCUGUUGAAGAGUAUGCUGAGAAGAAGGCAGAGGAGGCUGCACAUCUUCUAGCCUCUGUCCCAGAUCCACAGUCAGCUCCAGCUUCACUUGAUACUGUGGAAAACAGCGAGGACAGCUGCAGUCAAAAUGACUCCAACGCUCCUCAGGAGACUGAAAACACCCACUUUGCCCUUUGUCUGGGGGGAGAUGUGACCACACUCUGCAAUCUCCUGCCUGAACAGCUACUGGUUGAUAUCCUUGCAGAAAGAUUUCAGCUGAGCGACUGUCACCGUGGCAUCGUAAUGGACGGUCUGGAGUCUGUAUACACUCAGUCAGCAGCCAACACGCUGCAGGCUGUUCUGAAGGCUCUCAAUAACCGCAAACACAUCUACGCAGUCAACCUGACAGACUCCUACACUGCCCUGCAGGCACGGGAGAGAGCACAGAGAGAAACUGAGGAGGCUCUGCAGAAAGAGACAUCUGACAGGAAGGAGCAGUGGCUGCAGGAGCUGGAUGAGGAGGAGUAUGAUGCUCUGCCAGAGGAAGACAAGGAGCAAAUUGUCCGGCACCACACAGAGAACCACAGACAGCAGAAAGUCAGGGAGCUGGAUCAUAUACUGAAGGAGGAGGAAGAACAGAGGCAACAGGAGGAGAUGAAAAGGUUGAGAGACGAAGAGUUAAAGAAGAAGAGCAAAAAGGGUGGAAAGAAGGAUGUUAAAGAAACGUCGAGGAAGAAGAGCCUGCUGGAAGGAAAGCAGUCAACAGAUGGGUUGAAUGGGAACACAAUGUCUCCCAGUAACAACUCAAAAGAAUCCCUGGUUGAUGCAAGAGAUCAUCUAAAUGAAGUGUAUCAAAGCAAAGAGGCGAAUGAUUUACAAAAGCAGACAGAAGAAACCAAAGCAUUAAAUACAGAGUCUCCCCAACCCGCAGACAAGAUGGACAGAGAAAAGAGUGCGGACACUGCAGAGAUGAAGAGGCUGAAAGAAGAAAAAGAGUUGAAGAAAAAUAAAAAGGUGGGAGAGCGAGAUAAUAAAGUGCCUGGUGGAAAGGAGUCGACCCUGAUGGAUGUUCCUCUGAUGUCUAAAGAGAUGCUGGUGGAUGAAAAAGAGCAACCUCAACUAAAUGAAGUGCAUCAAAGCAAAGAGGCUGAUCCUUCACCUAAGAAAACAGAAGAAGCCAAGCGAUUACAAGCAGAGAGUCCUAAACCUGUGGACAAGCCAAAGGGAGAUACAUCUGUAGAGGAUGAGCUGCAGUCUCAGUUCAGUGCGUAUGAGAAGAUCCAGGAGCAGGUGGAGCACAUCCUGCAGCACUGGGACCGAGCCCAGAGCUUGUUGCUGCUCCCGCUCCCCACUGAAGAAGCCCCACUGUCGUCAGAGGACAUCGCAGCAGAGAAACAUGAGAUGGUGUGGGACCCAAAGGCAGUGGGCGACCUUAGGCCGGUGGUUAUCCACCAUGAACCCAUAGCUCAGACCCCUGUUGGCAGGAAGAACAAGAAGGCCCACAGCAAGAUUAUGUCUCCGAUACCAAGUCAAAUAGCUGCACCAGCUGAAGCAGACAAGGUGUACCCAGAGGAAAUCAUCCCUCACAUCGUGCUGAAUGUUACGGGGAAAGACUCUCCGAGUGCCACUGAGCUGCUCAAAGGCAGCACCGUGCCUCAGCUGGUCCAGGUUUUGGAUGAUCUGGGGUUGGGACCCAGCGGCCCACCCAUCCCUCCCCCCGCCACUUUCUCUGUGGUUCCUUUUCCCAAAAGCAGAGAGCAAUCUAUGAGUAAAGUCACCUGCAGCCGUUUCACCUUCCUGGUUCCCUCAGGGCAGGAGGAACAGGAUGAGGAGAAGAAAGACUCAGAGGAAGAUUUACAAGCAUCAGUUCUAAAGGAAGAGUCAACAUAUUCCAAAGGUCGCAGCAAAGGCAGCACUAAGGAGAGUGCAGUAACAAAGGACAAAAAGAGUCAAAAGAUCAAGAGACAAACUUCAGCCAAGACAAAAACAAAGGUCCCGGUCAAUUCUCGCACAUCUGCACACGGCUCACUGGACUGCACCGAACAAGACCUACACCAAGGAAACUUAGAGCUGAAACGCAGCCAGAGCCUGACGAAUUUUCGCUGGGUUGUACCAGCCAACAGUGAGGUGGUUCUGAAGAUUUGGUUUUACUCAGAAUCCCCAGAGACGUUUAAACAGACCUUCAACUUUGAGCUGCUGGGGACCCAGAGACUCUACCAGCUCCUCUGCACGGGGAUUUGUACCUAUCCCUCCAUCUGCAAAGACCACACGACUCUUUUUGCUUUCAGUAAGAAGGUAUCACAAAUGGAAAAGGGGCUCGAAAAGACUUACGCAAUCAAACCUGGGUACUUUGAGUUUGGACCGUUACUCUGUGGAAAGACCAGAGACAGAUACAAGGAAAGUAGGUACCCUGAGAACACAGAGAGACUAGUGAUUCAAAACACUUCAGGCCUGGAGGCUGAGGUCCAGUUCAAUUUCCAGCACGACACCCAGGCUGCCACAUAUCUGCUGCACCCCCCGAAAAUGACUCUGAAACCUGACCAGAAACAGGAAUUGACAGUGUGGGCCUACCCAACAAACAUUGGACAAAUGAAGGACAGUAUAAUUUGCCAAAUCAAAGACAAUCCAGAGCCUGUCAUCAUCAACAUCUCCUGCUGGGGCGUGCGGCCAGAGCUGGAGCUGGAAAGCAAGCAUUUGCACUGUAACAGGACUAUGCUGCACAGGCGUAACAGCUGUAGUGUGACGCUGCAUAAUAAGACGGCCCUGCCGGUGUCUUGGAAGCUGCAGGGUGUGGACGAGUUGGGAGAUGAGUUCAGUGUGCCACAGGAUCAAGGCGUCAUCUCAGCUAACUCCUCUUUCCUCCUGAGCUUGCACUUCAGGGCCAAAAAGCCACUCCACAUAAAGAAGAUCCUACGUUUGGAGGUAUCAGAUGUGGAGAAGAUUUUAGGCGUUGUACAAACAGAAAACAUACAGGUCACAGCUGAAGCCUACGAUGUCGCUCUGGAAAUCAUACCAGCAGAUGGCUGUCUUGACUUUGGAACCAUCAAAGUUUUUGAAGAGGGCAAACAGUCUCUCAGGUUGAAAAACCAAGGGAAAUAUGAAACAGCCUACAAGUUAACACUUCAGCAGACUGACCCACCCCAGCCAAACCUGGAAUCUAUUUUCACGUUGUCCCCUCCGAGUGGUACUCUAAUGCCCCACGAGAAGCCCACCACAGUGCAGAUCCUCUGCAAAGCCAAUACAGAAAUCUCAAUGAUAGAGCAGCCUAUCCUGCUCUGCCAGUUGAUUGAACCCAACAUUGGGAAUGGAGAAGUCGUCGCCACACUAACCAUCAACAUUUCAGUCAAGUCGGUCUUCUCCAGGUACAAGAUCACACCUGCCUGUGACAUCAACUUUGGUCCUCUGGUCUACGGCUACAAGAAAACUGAGAGCUUCACCAUUGAGAACAACGGAACCUUUGAGACCCGUUACAGUGUAUGCCGCUUGAUCACAGACGCCACCUCACCGGGAAAGCAAGGGGGUCCCGCUAAGAAGAGCCAAUCAGAGAGAGCCACUGGUGCCACUGGUGCCACUGGUGCCACUAGCAAAGUGAGACGUGAAUCCAUUCAGAGAGACUUGAGUAUUACACAGAAUCGCUUCACCAUGGGGUUGUUCUCUGUGUCCCCCUGUAAUGGCAGCUUGCAUCCAGGGUCUCAGCAGGUGGUGACAGUGGAAUGUGUUUCUGAUCAGCUUGGCAGCUGGAACCAGGGUUUGCUUAUUGACAUCAGUGACCGUGACCCCUUAGACCACCCUGAUGGCAUUCCUUACAAACUGCUGGCUGAGGUCUGCAAGCCAGGUAUAUCGUUGGACAUGGCUUCCAUCUUUGAGGAGCACCAUCUGUGUAACAACAGCAGUCAGCUCUCCUCAAAGCAGUUCUGCAAUGCUGAAGGAAUUUACGUCCAGGACGAGAACAAGUUUGUUUUCAACAAAGUCCUGGUCGGGCGCACUGCCAAGGCCCGCUUCAAACUCACCAACAACAGCAAGGUGCCCUGUGCGCUCAGCUUGGCCAUCAAAUAUGUUGGCGCUAAGCCGUCUCGUGGAGCAGAUGUUUUUGAUUUGUCUGCUACGACACUGAGCAUUCCUGAACAGUCUCACGUGUUCGCCGUGGUCACCUUCACACCUCAGGCCAUGCAGCUCUACAGUGCUGUGUUCGAGGCCACGAUGGACGUAACCAGCAGAAUGACACCUACAGUCAAGAGCAAGGUGCUGGAGUUUGACCUAAUGGGAGAGGGCAAUAUGCCCAGUGUGUGUGUGGUGCGUCCGGCUCUAAGGACUAGCAGAGGGAGCCCGAGGCUGCAGUUCACACGAGUAUCAGCAGGGCGGCGACAUACCCGGCCCCUGGUGCUGCUCAAUGACGGAAAUGUUCCAGCACAGGUACAGAUUGACAUGCUGGAUAAACAUGGAGUGUUCACCCUCAAAGCUGCUCCUGGCAACACUUGCAGCUCCAUCUACUCCUCACAGAUUGAAGGCACUACCAAGUCAGAGCAUCAGCUGGUGCACAGAACCACCCUGAGGCUUAAUGUUAGAGAGCAGGCAGAGUUUGAAGUCGGCUUCUGCUCCGACAAGCCCCUAAUCGUCAAGGCCAAGAUGUCACUGCAUGUGGAGGACAACAAGUACAGCAAUACCACAAUACAAAUAACUGGAGAAGCUUACCAGGAAAUCAUCUCUCUUGACAACAUCAGCAGGUUAUCGCAGGAAAUAGAGGAAGAUGAUGAGGGAGGUAUUAUGCAUUUUGGUGACUGCCAUGUAGAUAGUCCCUACCAAGAGAGCUUCACCAUGAGCAACCACAGCAGCCAGGCAGUGAGGUUCGAGUGGCCUCCUGCAGGAUCGCACAUCUGCUUUUCACCACAGGUUGGACACCUGCAUGCUGGUUGUUCUAAGGAAGUGGUGGUCACCUUUUGCUCCAAUCAGCCAGUGACUCUGACCAGCCAGCCAAUGAGAUGCAAGGUUAGUCAGGUGGAGUUCCAGCAGCCGCUAGAGCAGGUGGCUGACUGGGACGACCGACAGAGGACGGUGCAGUGGCUAAGUUCUUCCAGGCCGGCUUCAGCAUCUCCCCAGCAGACUGGGAAGAAUAAGGUGAAAAAGACAGAUCCUGAGCCCUGCUGCUCUGUAGUGGAGGGGUCCCAGUUGGAGUUGGAAUUACGUAUCAGCGCAGUUUGUGACUAUGUGAAGUUCAGCUGCAACGCCGACACCAUCGACUUCAAAGACACCAAGCUGUACCAAACCAGGCUCCACCAACUACAGAUAGUGAAUCACGGCACUGUGAAAUUGGAAUUCUCCUGGCAAGUCAUCAUGGAUCAGAAUAACAACAUUUUAAACCAUGAACAAAGAGAUGGGACCCAGAGCCCCCGACCAGGCAGCAGGUCAGCCAUGUUAAGUGAAGCCCGUCCCUCCAGCGCUCUGGCCAGCGUCAUGUCUCUCCUGACGGGGAAUCCUGAGCUUCCUCCCGUCAGCGUCGAGCCCGGCAUCGGGGCCAUAGAGCCCGGGGAGAUGCAGAGUUUCAGCAUCCGCUUCUCACCUCUGGAGGUGGCCCAGUUUCAGGGCAGGAUUAUCUGCAGUAUCCCAAACCUACCGGAUGUAGAUGAGGCUCCCUGUAUCCCAGUGUAUGCCCGCAGCCUGUUGCCUCACUGCCACUUUGACCUGGAGGACUCAGACUAUAUCAGCGAGAAACGACAGAACCCUGAAUUCAGGGGACCUCUGGACCCCAACAUCAGGGUCAUCGAGUUCAACUCUGUUGGUUUCUCUGUGCCAUCGAAGAGAUGUUUUGGUGUGAUGAACCCAACCAGUAAGCCCUACUCAUUCAAGUGGCGGUGUGAAGACAAAGGUGGCAGUCCGUUCUGCUGCCUCACCCCGAGUGGUACCGUCUUGCCUGGGAAGAAAGUGGAAGUGUGUUUUCAAUAUGUAGCUGAGCAGAUGGAGGCGGUGGAGUCAUUCUGGAGUUUUGUGAUUGAGACUCUGUCCCUGUGUGUCCCCUUCCUGUGUGUGGGCACCACUAAAGAACCACUCGUCUAUCUCCACAGACCUCACCUCGACUUUGGAGAACUGCUUGUUGGUCACAAUGUGGAACUGACAGUGGGUCUGGUGAACGGAGAGGAUGAGCUCUUCCACUUCUCUGCCCUGCAGUCGUCUCUCCUCUGUGAGGAUCAGCAGUCCAGACUCAGUGUGCAGCCCAUGAGGGGCACCGUGCCACCCAAACACAGGUUGCCACUGUCAGUGUCCUUCACGCCAUGCCGGGAGGGCCACGUGAGCUUCAGAUUGGCUCUGAAGGUGAAGAGGAAGUCAGAGCCGCUCACACUCACAGUGAAGGCGGAUUGUUUCAUCAUGAGCACUUCUGUUCAAGUGGUGCAGCCCGAAGGAGGACUCAGAGAGAUCAUCCCUAACCAAGAAGACACUCUGGACUUUGGAAAGGUGGGGAUUUCAGAGCAGUCCACCUUUAACUUCCUGGUAUCCAAUCUGGCAAGAUUGAACCUGGACGUGAGCUUUGACCUUACAGGUCCCAGUGAGCUGUUGCAACAUUUGCAAGUAAAGCCUCAACAUGAUGCUAUAGAGGUUGGGAAGCAGCUGCAGUCUUCACUAUUCUUUUGUCCGCGCAGCAUUUGUAACCUCAGAGACGUCAGACUGAGUAUCAGGGUAAAGCAUGGGCCAACGUUUACAUUUUGCAUCGAAGGCCGGUCUGUAGCACCGAGCCUUGAAUUCUCCUUCACUAAGAUCGACUUUGGCAAGUGCUUCCUGUACAGUGAGGGCCUGGUGCCGGCCUCACAAACGCUAGUGAUCAGCAACAAAGGGGGAAAGGACAUUAGUGUCCAGUGUGUGUUCAGAAACACCUCUUACCUAGAGACGGACUUCCAAACAGCUGUUUUGUCCCCUGGUGCUGUGAUAGAGGCACCAAUCAACUUCUAUCCUCGUGAGGCGUGCCGUUACCAAGAAACAAUCACCUUCAUCUUAAACAGCUGCAUCGCCAAACACGUGGACGUACUGGCGCAAGGCGUGGAGAGGAAGCUGGAGGUGGAGCCCCCCAGGCAGAGGAAAGUGAAGCUGGGGUCUCUGAUGUUGGGUCAGAAAGUGAAGAAACAAGUAGUGCUGGUCAACCGGAGCCUGUUAGACAUUUCCUUCACUCUGAUGCUUAACACAAACACACCACUGGACCUAAGGGACCUGUCCUUCAGUCCAGCAGGAGAGCAGAGCCUGAAGGCCAGCGUUGGUUCAUGUAACGUUGAGAUCCAGUUCUCUCCUCGUCAGCACAUACCUCCCUUCUCUGCUGAGCUGCAGGCGGAGGUAGCAGGCCUGCUGCUCCCCCUGCUGACCAUCCAAGGCUGCUGCCAGGUAGUGGAGGUCCAGUUGGACCAGGACCACCUGGCCUUCGGAGCUGUUGUGCAGCGCUGCCAGGCCAAGAAGAGGAUUCACAUGAUGAACACUGGGGACAUUGGUGCCAAGUUCCAGUGGAAAACAGAGACUUUUCCUCCAGAGUUGUCCAUCUCACCAGCUAAAGGCUACAUCUGUCCAGGCAUGGAGGUUCCUUUCUCAGUGACCUUUGCCCCAGUGGAAGUGAAUAAUGAUAUAAGACAUGAGAACCUGUGCUGCUGGGUGGAGGGGUCCUCCUCACCCGUCAGAUUCACUGUAGCCGGCUCCUGCAUCGUAGCCUCCACCAGCAAAGAGGUGCUCCACUUUGUCUGCCUAGUGCGCGGCUCUCACACCCACACCCUGCCCGUGGCCAACCCCACAAACCAGCAGUGCAGCGUCAGACCUGUCAUAGAGGGCCAACAGUGGAGUGCUGCCCCCAUGCUGAUCCUUAGACCCCACCAAAGCAAGACCUACCAGAUCACCUACCGACCUCUGUCUAUGACUGCUGAUGGGAAGAAGCACCAGGGAUCUGUCUUCUUCUCCUUCCCUGAUGGGACGGGUCUGCUGUACUCCCUGCAAGGAACUGCUGAACCUCCCAAGGCAGAGGACUCCAUUGUACACGAGCUGCCAGCCAAGACUCACCACACAGAGGUGCUCCCUGUGCACAACUGGCUCUCCAAGCAACAGAGGUUCCGUGUGCUGAUAGAGACCCUGAAACCUGACAAGCCAGAUGCUACAGUGUCCCUCAAGGGUCAAAAAGACAUUGUCGUCCCUGCUCUGGCCACUCGGGACUACUCGUUGUCUUUCUUUACAUACAAAGAGGGGCAGUACAACACCAAGGUGACGUUUCAUGAUGAGGUGUCCGGUGAGUACUUGUUCUAUCUCGUGACCUUUAAGGCCACACCUCCAGGAGUCCUGUCCACCAUGGAGCUGGUGACCACUGUGCGUCAGACGGCCUCAGCCACUGUGCAGGUGGAGAAUCCUCUGACCACAGUCACCUGCCUCACUACGGAGUGUAAAUGCCCUGACAUCAGUGCCCCGGCUCAGCACACUGUGCCAGGACAGUCCAAGGGCUCUGUGAGCUUUGAGUAUCUGCCCCUGCGUGUAGGCGAGUCUACAGCGCGCCUCACUCUCCACAGCAGCGAUCUGGGCUCCUUCCACUACGACCUGCUGCUCAGAGCUCUGCCUCCACCUCCAGAGAAGACCGUCCACUUCAGCACCUGUCUAGGCAGUAGCCAGGCCGUUCUUGUGAAGUUCAUUAACUACUCACGCUUCAAACCCGAGUACUCAUGCAAGGCCGAUUGCCCGGACUUCACAGUGGACAAGGUGAGACCCCAGGUGGGGUCCGAGUCAGGCAUGGAGGUUUGUUUUGAACCUCAUCAGCUGGGGCAAGUGACCGGCCAGCUCACCCUGUCCUCAGGAAUCGGGGGAGAAUACAUCUUUCCGCUGCACGGGAUCAGUCUCCCUCCCAAAGCCCAGGGUCCCUUCAGCAUCAGGGCCGGUCGCAGCGUUACCAUCCCCUUCAAGAAUGUGUUCCUGCACACCAGCGAUUUCUCUUUUCAGGUGGACAACCCCUGUUUUACUGUCAAAGACAUAGACACCGUCCCCUCCAAAAAGACCCAAAACAUCGUGGUGUCUUUUGAGUCCCCUGCAGCAGGCUUUCCGGGACCGUGGUUUGGCAAUCUGACCGUCUCCAGCCAGCGCUCUGAGGCCCACAGGAAACCUUGUUCUUGGAUCUUUUACCUGAAGGGCUACCGGCCUGAGUCCUCUUAGAGAGAUAUGUACACACACACUUACUGUACGCAUAUGCAUUUGGCUGUGCAGACACACACUGAUGCCAAAGGAAAGGCACAGGAAACAUUUUAGGCAUUAGCUGUUACUUGGUUUUCAUGAUGCUUCAGUUAAAUGUGUUUACAAGUUAUUUAUACGUUGCCCUAACAUUAAUGUCAAUGUUAAAAAAAAAUGGCUGUGUAUGUUAAUGUCAUUAUUAUAUUUGCUCAUUAUCUAAAUACAACUUGCAGUAACAAAAAACGUCCACACGAGGGCAGUCAUGUCAAGUAGGUUUUCACAUAUGAGCGCUUCAGUGAUUGGGGAAGAUAUGUAAAAAAAAUGUGUUCCUUUUUGUCAUCUUUACAUCCUGCAUGUUAAAGUGUCAAUCUUUCACCUUCAGUUAUAUUCUCCAUAGCACUCUGUUUGCUGUUAAGACACACAGUGCAUUGCAGGCAAGACCAUGCUACUCAUCUGAAAGGGCAGAGCUAGAGGAGACGCUCAUUACCAAAGGUUAGAUUUGUCACAUCACACACAUUUAAACCUCUAACGAGGAGCUUUACUGACAGUUCAAGAGACACACCUCUUACACCAAAAGGAAAGUCCUCUGAUCCUCCCAUCAGGACAAAGUGAGCCACACUUCCUGCUGUGACUGUUAAACGGAAGAGGGGAAAUACAGCAUUUGCUUUGUUCAUAUUUGGGGGAAAAAGCACAACGUUUUUUGCAUAUCCUUCUGCCUUCUUUUGGAGACUCGAUUCCAGAUGUUGAUGUUACUAUUCAUGACACACAAUUUUGAAAUUGGAAAAUCCACUAUCAAAUCGUAUUUUCUUUCAUUUUUAAAAGGACAAAGAGUUUAAUCACUCAUAGGCUAACAAUGUAUCCUAUAGGAACAUGCAGGUUUGGGAAGUAACACAAUACAUUGAAUCUGAUUGCUUAUCUGAUACAAAAGAAACGUAACUGUAUUCCCUUUUAUGCUUUGUAGGCUUUUCACUUUGUUAAUGGGUGUUGUGCAUGUAAAUGGUCUGCAAGGCUAAAAUCCCAGUUCUCUCCAGAGGGAAUAACAUUCGUGUUUCUAUUGGCUAGAGCUCCAACCCAUUGUACGUGAUAAGCUAAGGAGCAGGACAUCACUAAGCGGUUGACCAAUCACAACAGAGCCGGCCAGCUAACCAAUCAGAGCAGACUGGGCUCUGGUUUCAGACAGAGGGUGAAAAGAGGUGCUGCAGCACAGGCAGUAUGAAAAAAAUAAAGAGCUUUUUGAACAUUAAAGCAUGGAGACAUGUCACAGUAGAAGCACAACAAACUAAUGAACCUGAAAAUGAGCAUUAUAGCACAUGAUUUGUUAAAAAAUAGUUUAUUUUAUUUCAAUUAUUUAACUACGACAGCAUGUGUAUGAUAUCCUAUAAUAUAAUCUGGAACUCAGGUCAUGCCUGUAUUUUACUGUGGUUUUGAAAGGAAGCCUACUGUUUCAAAUGUUAAAAAGAGCAUAUUGUGUUAAAAUGAGGACACAGGGAACACAUUUUUGAUACAAAAUACCUUGGUUUCUUUUUUUACAAGGUUGGAUUAUUGUAUUGUCCUAGGAAAUACACCCUUAAGUAAAAUACAUCUUUAAUAAAUAUUUUCUUUGUA